GUUGUUGGAGCUGCACUGCUUGCAUCACGCGGCGCCGCCGACAUGCCGCCGCCCCACCGUGAGCUGGCGCCCGCGGGUGCCACCUUGCCGCACUCGCGCAAGGUGCCGGGCCCGCUGCGCAACCCCUGGGGCCAGGACCAGCUGCGGCCUCGCUACCCGCGUCUGGAGGAGGACGUGACCGCUGACGUGGUGGUGGUGGGCGCGGGCCUCUCGGGGUUGUGCACGGCCUACCGCCUGCUGCGCGCGGGCAAGAGUGUGGUGGUGCUGGAGUCCAAGGUGGUUGGAUCGGGCAGCUCCGGCCGCGGUCUGGGCAUGAUCAGUCCCUGGAUCGACGACACGUAUUUGGAGGUGGAGCGCACACUGGGUCUGGAGGCGGCGCGGGCCGUGUCGGCCUCCCACCGCGCCGCCGCCGACUUCGUACGGGGUUUGGUCAAGGAGGAGGGCAUCGAGUGCGGCCUGGAGGAGGUUGAGGCGGCGGUGGCGGCCCGGCUAGAGCCCUCGCCCGCCUCCACCCGCAGCCAGCAGGCCGGGCCGCGGCGGCCCCAGGAGGGCGUGGGGAACAGCGGCGCCGCCGCAGAUGCACGCGGGGAGGAGCUGAGCCCGUAUCAGCAGCAGCAGCUGGAGUGGCAGCGCCGGCAGGAGGAGCGCCAGGCGCGGCGUGAGGAGGAGCGGGCCGCACGAGCCCUGCGCCAGGAGCUGGCUGCCUGCUGCCGCGCUGGCGUGGAGGGCAGCCACGUGGCGUUCCGGCGGCGUGCUGGCGGCGAGUCCGACGAGCUGCUGCUGCUGCCCGGCGGCCUCAACCUGCAGCCGCUGAGGCUCCUGCAGGGGCUGGCAGAGGCGGUCACACGCCGCGGCGGGCGCAUCUAUGAGCACAGCCGCGCCAAGGGCGGCAAGGUGACGGGGCCCGCCGGCGGCCGCGUGCAGCUGCUGGACGCCCCGCACACCGCCACCGCCACCCAGGCUGUCAUCCUGGCCACGCACAGCCCCAUCAACCGCAACCAGCUGUGGGUGCACGACCGCCAGCUGCCCAAGCGCUCCUACACCCUUGGCAUCGAGGUGCCCAGGGGCAGUGUGCCCGACCACUUCCGGCAGUUCGUGGCGCUGGCGCCGGUGCACGGCGGCGGGCUGUGGGGCGGCGUGGCGGGGGCGCUGCUGCCGCCCGGCCUGUUUGCCUCCUCUGCCUCGGCGCGCAAGCAGCAGGUGUCUGUGCGGCUGGCGCCGCUGCCUGCUGGCCACCACAUCGCUCAGGGCGAGGGCGGCGGCGGCGGCGCGGCGUACGGGCCCUCCCUGGAGUCCAACAAGGAGCUGCUGCUGGUCCACGGCGCGCUGCACCAGCAGGGCCAAGACGAGAAGCAGUACGGCGACCCCUGGGGCGAGCUGGAGGCCUGGGCGCGGGAGCGCUUCCCCAUGUCCGGCCGCACUCUGUACUGCUGGUCCGGCUCCGACUACUACCCGGCGGACCUGCUGGGGCUGUACGGCCGCGACCCGCUGGACCUCAGCCGCCCGCCCGUGUACGUGCUGACGGGGCACGGAGGCCAGGAGUGGACGGGCGCGGUGCUGGGGUCGGAGGCGGUGGCGGGGACCAUCACCGGCGCACCGCCGCCCUGGGCGCCCGCCUACCGCCCGUCGCGCUUCGUGCCGGGGGCCCUGGCCAAGUACACCCGCGAGCUGUCCCUGUACUUCGGCACGGUGGCGGCGGCGCUGCUGAAGCACGUGGUGCCGCGUAGCCUGGAGGACGUGGCGGGGCUGGUGGCGCCAGGGGCGGUGGAGGAGAGGCUGGAGCCGGGGCAGGGCAGGGUGGUGCAGCAGGGCCUGCUCAAGGUGGCGCUGUGGCGGGACGGCGGCGGCCAGCUGCACCGCCACAGCGCCCUGUGCACACACCUGGGCUGCUGCGUGGAGUGGAACCCGCUGGACAGCACCUUUGACUGCCCCUGCCACGGCUCCCAGUUCGACGCCUGUGGCGGCUGCCUGCACGGCCCGGCGGUGGCGGACCUGGAGGACCUGGGGGGGCCGCUGGCCGCCGCCGCCACCGGCCGCCCGCUGCAGGCGGCACUCCAGGGGCUCAAGGGACUGCGCGCCUCGACGCCUGCUGGCAACAGCAGUACGUAGGGGCGGUGGAGGUGGCGGGUAGCAGCAGCAGGGGGGUGCUGGGGCGUGUCACACGGCAUGCAGGGGCUGCGGGUUUGCCAACAACCCUGGCCGGGCCGCGGGGGGUUGGGGGUGUGGAGAGCGGGACGGGUCACCGCGCCGGUGGUGUGGGAAGGCGGGCGGUGGGGUGGCGGCGUGCCGGCCUGCAGCAGCGGCACGGUUGGUAUUGUCUUGCAUGGCAGGGUACGGCAGGUCAUUAGAUUGUUAUUGAGGCCAAGCUUUGCAGAUACAUAGCAGAGUAAGGCGCCUCAGGCCGCUGGGUGCUGGCCGACGGCAAAGACCGCUCACACCGGGCGUCGCCGUGCGGUGCUCGGGCCUCAGGCCAUGGCCGGAUGUAUGAGGUUCGGGUUGGGGAUUGACGUUGCGUGGUGGGCUGAAGGUUGAGCUGUUGGGAAGUUGGGUAGCUAGCUCGGCAGCGUAGGUUAUUGACGUUGCUCUAAGAAACUAAACGCGUAGGCUAUUUUGUUGAGUUGUGCGGCAAAGUCGCGGACAGCAGCAUAGAAUCGGGCGCCAGGCGGGCAACGGCAGCAGCGUGGGUGCGGGUGGCGUGAGCCGAGCACGUAAGCGAAGGAGCUGUCGAGCGCGGGAUGGGAAUUUGGUGGCAUGCAAAACUGGCGACAGGUAGGGUCGAACGGGCCAAUGGAGGAACGCCUGUUAAUGAGGGACAGCUAGCGACAACAAUGCAAUCCACUAUCCAUGCAAUCGGCGGGCCCUGCACGCACAGCACGGUAGGCCGAGUUCGCUUAAUCUC
This is a messenger RNA of Chlamydomonas reinhardtii, 2899 nucleotides long. RefSeq lists its product as uncharacterized. Gene Ontology annotation, cellular component: membrane; cytoplasm. Bases 43 to 2109 code for a protein of 688 amino acids. The transcript is spliced from 16 exons. NCBI's taxonomy places the organism in Eukaryota, Viridiplantae, Chlorophyta, Chlorophyceae, Chlamydomonadales, Chlamydomonadaceae. Gene Ontology annotation, molecular function: 2 iron, 2 sulfur cluster binding; oxidoreductase activity. The record is from RefSeq and is a predicted model, not a curated record.